AUGCCAUUGCACCCCUCGAUGCGUUUAAAUUUGAAGGCACCUCAUGAUCAUGAUGAUCACCCAGCUGGUGUUCAGCCUCGCGAGGAUGCAGUGACACUUGACAGGUACAAAAUUGAUGAGGUGAUUGAUACUACGGUGGUCAAGGAGCACCCUGAUAUGCCAGGAGAGAAGUUGUACUAUGUGGACCCUGCCCCUGCUGCUGCAUCCACAUCUUCUGAUUCCAGCUCAUAUUCGGAUUCGGGCUCGGAAGAUGAGGCAUCUCCAAAGGUACUGAUAGGAAGCAAAGCUGCCAAGAAAGUUCCACCACCCACACCAGUGGAUUCGGAGACUGGAGGCAAAGCUGCAAAGCAGGUGGGUUCGGAGACAGAAGGCAAAGCUGCAGAGCAAGUUCCACCACCCACACCAGUGGAUCCGGAGAUGGGAGGCAAAGCCAAGCAAGUUCCACCACCCCCAGUGGUAGAGGUGGCAGGCAAAGCAGUUGGAGAGCAAGUUCCACCACCUAUAGCAGUAGAGAUGGGAGGCAAAGCAGUUGGAGAGCAAGUUCCACCACCCACAGCAGUGGCGACAGAAGCUAGAGUUGGUGACCCCAUGCUGGUGGAUCAAGUCCAGGAUCCCAGUAAAGGCAAUUCUGCGAGCAAGGAUCCAGCUGAGGUUGAAGCGAUUUCUUCAGAGGAGGAGGGGGGCGAAUCUGAAAGGAGCGUUCAAGGAUCGGAAACCGUUGGAGAGCGACCCGGCCAAGCUGUCGGAAGAAUUGGUCAAGGCUACUUUAGCCACUUUAACCUUGAUGGGGAAGGAUGCUUCGGUGGAUAUCCUGCAGGCGCAAAGGAAGGUCAGAGAUGCUUUGAAGAACCUGCAGGAACAGCCAUCUCACCCUGCCAGAGAGGAAACUGUGGCUCCGCCUGCGACAAAGAAACGAAAAAAGGAAUCGGAGAAGCCUACUUCGGACCAGGUGAAGAUCCCUGUGGAAGAGGAACAACUCUUUGUCCCAGGGGCUGA
Messenger RNA from Durusdinium trenchii, 996 nucleotides. Lineage: Eukaryota; Dinophyceae; Suessiales; Symbiodiniaceae. The record is from the annotation of a GenBank genome assembly.